AACCGAUAAGAGUAAAUUUUCAUCACCCAAUUUCAGUUUUUUAAAUCAUAUUUUGCUUACUGUCGUCUAUUACACAGUGAAAAUGCCAGCCGGUGAUACAGAGAAGCUUGAAGAGAGAAUAGAAUCUUUUACUAAAGACAUGAAGUUGGGAAACCAACAAGGUUCAUACAGUGUUGCCAGCAAUACAGUAAAUUUAUUAGUAAGAAUUAUAGCUCAGACAAAAUGGACCAGUGCAUUAGAUUUGAUGAAUAUCGUGAAAAGUGAAGGUAAAAGAUUAAUGUCAUCCCAGCCAUCAGAGACAGUUAUAGGUAAUAUGGUGAGAAGAAUAUUAAAAAUAAUCAGAGAAGAAUAUACAAGUGCUUCAAGAGGUACUACAGAAGAAGAAGAAUCUCAAGAUUCACUUCAUAAAUUAUUGUUAUCAGAAAAACAAGCUGAAGAUUUCAGUUCACAAACACCAACAUUAAAGGCAUCUGUCAUAGAGGCUGUAUCAGAAUUAAAAUCAGAAUUAGAAACAAGUGCUGAGAAUAUAUCAGCUCAGGCUUUAGAACAUAUACAUGCUAAUGAAGUUAUUAUGACCUGUGGAAAAUCAAAAACUGUAGAAGAAUUUUUAAAAAAUGCAGCCAAACAGAGAAAGUUUCAAGUGAUAGUUGUUGAAUGUGCACCAUUUUAUUAUGGUCAAGAAUUAGCAUUAAGUUUGGCUAAAUCUGGUAUAGAAACUAUGGUAAUUAAUGAUACAGCUGUAUUUGCUAUCAUGUCUAGAGUUAAUAAAGUUAUUAUUGGAACUCAUACAGUUAUGGCUAAUGGAGGAUUAAAAGCCAUCAAUGGAAGUCAUGCUAUAGCUCUUGCAGCCAAACACUAUUCUGUUCCACUUAUUGUUUGUGCAGCCAUGUUUAAGUUAUCACCACAAUACCUCUGUUCCUAUGACCAGGAUGCCUUUAACAAGUUUGUGAGUCCACAUGAAGUAUUGCCUUUUUCUGAGGGUGAAAUUCUAGCUAAAGCCCAGAUUCACAAUCCAGUAUUUGAUUAUGUUCCACCAGAGUUAGUCACAUUAUUUAUCUCAAACAUUGGUGGUAAUGCCCCAUCUUAUGUAUAUAGAUUACUCAGUGAAUUAUAUCAUCCUGAUGACCAUGAUUUAGAUAACUCUAAUAAUUCUCAUUAAAAAAAACUUAACACUGUGUCUGUAUCUAUAAUAGAUAGAACCUCUGGAGGAAUAGUGGUACUCAUGUAAAUGGCCCAGUUUAAUAACAAGUUUAAUAUUUCUAAGUCAGACCUCUUGGUGGUGCCAGCACAUUAUUGAAUAUAGUUUGGUUGAUACCAUUUCAGUGUCUUGUCAUAUUAUUAGGUUGAUAGGGAAAUUGGUAAUGCAAAUGCAAAUGAAUGGUUUUGGAUAAAUUUACUGCGUUCUCAUCUCAAAAUACUUAAUAUUGCAUAGUUGAUUCAUGGCAGUUAUUGCAACAUUUGAUGUAAUACUUUGAUAACUGAAAAUUAUGGGAUAGAAAGUUUGAUUGUGGAGUUUCUUUGAAAACAUAAAAGAAUAUUUAGUUGAAAUUAUUGAAUUACUGGAAAGAGAAAAAACUUAUAUAUAUAUAUAGCAAAUCUUUUUUAAUUAACCAAAUGUUACAAAAAAAGAAAAAAAAAAUGUAAAAAAGUACAAUAAAACACAAAGUUUAUUAUU
Lottia gigantea (owl limpet) is the source of this 1675-nucleotide messenger RNA. RefSeq lists its product as hypothetical. The transcript has 13 exons. The record is from RefSeq and is a predicted model, not a curated record. Gene Ontology annotation, molecular function: guanyl-nucleotide exchange factor activity; translation initiation factor activity. Gene Ontology annotation, biological process: translational initiation. Bases 83 to 1159 code for a protein of 358 amino acids. NCBI's taxonomy places the organism in Eukaryota, Metazoa, Mollusca, Gastropoda, Lottiidae. Gene Ontology annotation, cellular component: eukaryotic translation initiation factor 2B complex.